CGGCAGGGCGAGAGCGCUGAGGCGAGGCCGGCGGGAAGAGGCGCAGCAGGCCCCGAACCAUGAGGCGGCGGCGGCGGCCUGAGGAGGAGGCGGAGCAGCAGCGGAAACAGCAGCCCUGAGGGGAAGCCAGGCUAGGCCCAAAAGCCCAGCAGGACGGGAAGAGAAAGAGGCGGGCGGGCAGGCCGGGCCCAGCCAUGGACAAUCAGGUGAGGCGAGGGGGGGGAGGGGCCGCUCUCGCCCCGCCCUCCCGCUCCACAAGAGGGGCGUGGCUUGGCUGCAUUGGCUGCCCCCGCAGGCCCCGCCCCCCGCCUGGUGGAAAGGGGGCGGGGCUUUGGCGGCCCUGAGGGGGAGAGGGGGCGUGGCGCGGCUUGGCGGUGCCGCAGAGCCCUGGCUCCUCCCCAUGGUGGGCGGGGCCUUUUUACCUGCUGGCCUUUUUCACCCUCGCGGCUACGCCUCUCCCAUCACACACACACGGAAGGGGGCGUGGCUCUGCCUCGUGGGUGGGCUGCCAGCUGCCAAAGGGGCGUGGCUUGUCACCCUUGGGUUUGUGGCGUUGGGAAGGGGACCGCCAGGGUCAUCUAGUCUGACCCCACCCCACCCCCCGCGAUGCAAGGAUGAUUAUUAUUAUUUCCGUACCUUUCCGAGCACAAUUAGUAUGGACUGUCUCACCAGAACGAUGCAUGCUCUGGUUAUCUCCCGCUUGGACUACUGCCAUGCGCUCUACGUGGGGCUACCUUUGAAGGUGACCCGGAAACUACAACUAAUCCAGAAUGCGGCAGCUAGACUGGGGACCGGGAGCGGCCGCCGAGACCAUAUAGCUCCGGUCCUGAAAGACCUACAUUGACUCUCAGGAUGUUUCCGAGCACAAUUCAAAGUGUUGGUGCUGACCUUUAAAGCCCUAAACGGCCUCAGUCCAGUAUACCUGAAGGAGCAUCUCCACCCCCAUCAUUCUGCCCGGAUGCCGAGAUCCAGCGCCGAGGGCCUUCUGGCGGUUCCCUCAUUGCGAGAAGCAAAGCUACAGGGAACCAGGCAGAGGGCCUUAUCGGUGGCGGCGCCCGCCCUGUGGAACGCCCUCCCACCAGAUGUCAAAGAGAAAAAUAACUACCAAACUUUUAGAAGACAUCUGAAGGCAGCCCUGUUUAGGGAAGCUUUUAAUGUUUAAUAGGUUAUUGUAUUUUAGUGUUUUGUUGGAAGCCGCCCAGAGUGGCUGGGGAAACCCAGCCAGAUGGGCGGGGUAUAAAUAAUAAAUUAUUAUUAUUAUUUUCCCAACAGUAUAGCUCCCUCCUCCAGUUACCGAAAUGGGGAGGGAACAGGCCCCUCUCCUCCAGAGUAUGGAAAGAGGAGCUGCCACGAUCCAGGAAGGGGGUGUGGCUUUGCUCCAUCCAAAGGCUGGGAACCCCCCCCCCCAAAAAAGGAGUAAGGACUGGAAUGCUUGGGGGAGAUGAGUGGCUCAUCCUUCUUCCAAGCCCAUAUCUGAGGGAGUGGAGUUUGGUUCUGCUGCCCAAAGGCACAGUUGUGUUUUGUGGACCUCCAUUGUUCUGUUCUUUGCUCACCCCUCCAUUCUAUUAGCUGGGAAAAGAGGUGUUUCCACUCUUGGAAGUGGGUGUGUCUCCCUGAAAAGGGGAGGAGCUUGCGACUCAAAAUUAGGGUAAGUGAGAGAGACUUGGGGGAGUUUUGAGUUCUUGGAGCCCGACCCUUUCUCAGUGGGGGUGGAGGAUGGUUGGAGAAGGAGGGCAGACAGCUGCCCCCUCCCCUUUCAUGUACAGACGCUUCGUGUUGUGCGAUUUCGGGUUGCGCACCGAACCUGGAAGUACCGGAACAGGUUACUUCCGGGUUUCAGUGCUUGCGUAUGUGCCGAAGCGCUAAAUUGUGCUUUGCGCAUGCACCGAAAUACCAAAUCGCAACCCGCGCGUGCACAGACGUGGCGCGGCAGGUUGCGAACAUGCUUCCUGCACGGAUCACAUUCACAACCUGAGCAUCCACUGUACAUGUAAAUAUAUCUCUGUGUGUAUAUACACUAGCACGUACACCCCAAAAAUAAGAUGAGGAAAGAGAGCUUUGCUUGCAUGUAUUGUCUUGUUGCAGUCUAGGCAGCAGCUUUGUAAAGUAGACCCAGUAGUAUUGUUUUCAUAUUUCUCAUGGUUGCCUAAGGCAUGGCUGGCCUAACCCUGCCUCUUUUUGAGUUCAUGGCAGAAGACAGUGUUCAAACAAGGAGCUUCACAGCUUUUACUCAUACCAUUCCCACUAGGCCUGCGUGCACAUGUUGCGCAGAUAGGCCUUUGCUGAUAAUGUGCACCCACCUCCUGUCUACAUAGCUGAUUAUAUACUGGAUCACCAUUAAUUUGUAUCAGUAUAUAUCUGGCUAUAAGAACAGCUUUGUGUAUUUGAAAUGCAGUUAUUUACAUAGCAACUACUGUAUGUGUCAUAUAUGUAUAUAUUCAGCAAGAAUGGGCACGUGUGUCUGUAUACACACUUUAUAUUUUAUGUUUUUUGAAUAUCUUUAAAUUUUCAGAUCAACAAACACAGGCUGCAUGGGCAGCACGUUCCACACACACGCUGAAAUAUGCAUUAUAUUGAAUACACAUUAUAUAAACACACAAGCACAUACAGCUGGCUACAUGUGAAUACUUCUGUGUUCAUGUAAGCCUGUAUCUAAUUUUUCUAAAACGUUUUGUAGCAUGUAGCAAGGGGUACGUGAUGUUUAUAUAAAUGUAUAUUUGAUACAGUUUGCAUAUUGGAUGUAAGAUAAGGAGGCAGACUUACUCUUGUUGGCUAUCAAUGAACUGGUUCCUACAUGACUGUUCCACCGCUUGAUAUCUUAACUGUGAAGUAGUCAUUACAGUUCUAACACCAGAGGCCCAUUUUUCAUAUCUCCUCGAAGGCUGUGUGUGUCAGCACUUCCCAGACAUAGAGGUCUGAUUCAUUCUUGAUUUCUUGCCUCCUGAAUGACUACACUUGAUCACUGGUAGCUGAAAGGUGAACAGACUCCACUGCAAAGCCCUGUGUUUUGAGGAGAUGCGCGGAAUUCUUCUUGCAAUGUUUUAUCUGCAAUAGCCCAUCCACACAUGCAAGUUACUUGUGGAUAUUUCAGUUACCAAACAAUAGCCAUGUCUGUGUCACCUAGAGCGGUUCUCAAACUCUGGUCUGCGGCCCACAGAUUUCAUUCAUGUGGUCUGUGGCGUUUCUGCAAUAAAUCAUAUUGAUUUUAGCUGCAGUUUUAUUGCUUGUAUUGUAUUCUAUUGCAUUACAGUUUGCAUUUUGUAGAAUUCAACUCGUAAUACCAUAAAAACAAAAGAAACAAUUAGAAAUAUAAUUAAAAAUCAUGCAGCACAUUGUAAUUGCUACAGUAGGAAAGAAAAACAUUAAGUGAUUCGCCAAGACCCCCAGCAGUUUUCAAGUGGUCCAUGGCGAGUAAAGGUUUGGGAACAACUGCCGUAAAGGCAACCAGGACUCUGUUUGCACUCUUCAAAUAAUGUUCAUAUUUAUGUACAUUUAUGUGACCUCUCUAAAACACACACUGAUGUUCUGGAUGCAUCACUGCACAUAUACAUGGAUCCAUUGGUAAAUACAUUUUUUGUUCUGGCACAAGCACGAAAGGAGAGUCUCUCUGCCUUUCUUCUGUUCCUGGAGAAACAUGAGGACUCUCUGUGAUGCCAGGCCAACUUCAGAAGUUUCAAAGAGGGAAGUAAUCCAAGGACUGUCCCUGAUGUUGUGUUGAACAUGGAAGAUGCUUGGGAAAGCCGUGAGAAAGCUUCCUGCUGAAUAUAUGAAGCUUAGCUGCCUUGGGGGUUAGUUCCCAUUCCUAUCCUCGGCUGUGGAGGAAGGCAAGGGGCUCUCACACACACUUGGGCUCGCCCUUGAGCUCAUAUCAUUUCAGAAGACUCUUAUUCCCUUUAAAGGGAGCAUCUUGACAACAGCAGGUUACCAAGGGGAGCCCAGAUUUGUUGACACCUGCACAAAUAUUAGCCCUUUCAUUCUCAGGGACUUGUAUUUCAGCAAUACAAUUAAAGGGAAGACCAACCUGUACCCUUCCUUCUUACAUUUUGGGCUUUCCUUACUAGGAAGCGACCCAGGUUCACUUCCCUGCUCUGCCACAGACCUUGCUGGGUGCUUGUGUUUCGGUUGAGGGUGCUCAGCAUGACUGAUACGGAAGCAGGACAACACUCGAGCACAAUAGGAUGUUGAGUGAGAGGUCUGCACUAUGAAGCCAGUAACAGGAGAGAGGAAGUCUUCUGAAAGUAAAAUAAAUAUGUCAGUGCCUCAUGUUUUGCCAUCAUGUGUGUCCACCUUAAUGCCCCCAAAGUAUCUAUGCACAGCAAGAUGCGCGUGUUUCAGGUGCAUGUCCAUAGCUGUCAACCUUCCCUUUUUUUGUGGGAAAUUCCCUUAUUCCAGUGCUGCUUCCCGCUGCUAUCCCGGAUUGUUAGAUAUCGUCUAGACUGUCCCCGGGACAGGUGAGGCUGCUGAUCCCUUAUUUUCGAGGCUGCCGAUCCCUUAUUUUCAAAUCUGAAAGUUGACAGCUAUGUGCAUGUCCAGCUUGUGCCCCUGUCCAAUGCUGCUCUUUUGACUACUUGCAGUGGGAGCUCAAGGGACCUGUUCUUUUUGGGGGGAGAGGAGUUGCUGGCUAGUUCCAAACAUGCACCACCUUUGGAUAUGCACCUUAUCCAUAUCUGCAUUCAAUCACAGAAUUGGUGGGUGACUUUCAGACCAUCUAAUUCAGGCGUAGGACACCCUUGGUCCUCAGGAUGUUGCUAAGCUAUAACGCCUGUCAGCCCCAGCCGCCUUAACCAAUAGCCAGGGAUGACGGAACUGGCUGUUCAGCAACAUACUGAGGGUCAAAGGUUUCGCAGACGUGACCAAGUCCGGCCUCUUGCAUCCCCCAAAGGUGCAGCUUCCACUGGAAGACCUCCAUUAAGGCCAAUGGUCCUCUUGUCAAACUCUUUCCAUCAAGAAGCUCCUACUGUUCAACCGAACUCUGUUCUCCUGUAACUUCCACCCGUUUGAUCUAGUCCUGUGCUCUGAGGCAGCAUUCAACCUUUCGCCACGAGGCAUACCGUAUCAGGGGUACCGUAUUCUUGUCGCUGCUGCUUCGACUUUGACAUUCCUAGAUGUUGCCUGUCUCCUUCCUCAUUCCGUAACUCCCUUUGCCUCCCUAGUGCACGGUCCAGGUGAAGUUGGAGCUGGGGCACCGCGCCCAGCUACGGAAGAAGCCCACCACCGAGGGGUUCACCCAUGACUGGAUGGUGUUUGUGCGAGGCCCAGAACAAUUCGAGAUCCAGCACUUUGUGGAGAGGGUGGUCUUCCGGUUGCAUCAGAGCUUCCCUAAACCGAAACGUGGUGAGUUCAUGUGUGUGUGUGCCGUAUUUUUCGCUCUAUAAGACGCACCAGACCACAAGACGCACCUAGUUUUUGGAGGAGGAAAACAAGAAAACAAAUAUUCUGAAUCUCAGAAGCCAGAACAGCAAGAGGGAUCGCUGUGCAGUGAAGGCAGCAAUCCCUCUUGCUGUUCUGGCUUCUGGGAUAGCUGCGCAGCCUGCACUCGCUCCAUAGGACGCACACACAUUUCCCCUUACUUUUUAGGAGGGGAAAAGUGAGUCUAAUAGAGCAAAAAAAUACGGUAGCUUUCUCUGUAGGUGUGUUCUGCCAUACUUCAAAGCACACAAGCGCUCCCAUUGGGGACAGAGUACACUUGCAAGCCCUGCCCUCAUCCCCCCCAAUACCCCACUGCUAACACCAAGAUAUGCUCAGUCCCUGACAACCUCCAUGUUGAAUGGAAUCUGCCAGGGGCUUCUCCUUGUGUUUGCUUGAACACAACCAAAAUUCCUCUUGUUGUUGGGGAAUCCUCAACCACAGAACAGUGAAGGGUACCCUGCUCUUCAUCAGUAGAAACCCCCUGUAGACCUUCCCCAGUCAGCACAGGGGUUGUUGUCGGCUGUUCAUGGGAGUGCCUUGGGGUGCGUGGCUUGCUUGAGAAUUCCUGCACCACCCAUCCACAUAUGCAGGGUUGGAUCCAGCGCUGGUCGUACUCAGAGUAAGUCUAUUGAAAGGAUGUACAUGGCCUGUUUGGGUCCAUUCAUUUCAGUGACUGUGCUCCGAGUAGGAUUUAGCUAGAUUUAGCAGCCCACAGAAUUCACAGGUUUUGACAAACGCCUGAACUCUCGGCGAGCUAGAAGUACCUGCAGGCCAGAAGUGAAUGGCUCCCUUCUCACUGCAGUCCUGCUCCUUGAGUGAGAAGAAUUGUUGGCCUAACACAUGGGUAGGCAAACGAAGGCCCGGGGGCUGGAUCCAGCCCAAUCACCUUCUAAAUCCAGCCCACGGAUGGUCCGGGAAUCAGCGUAUUUUUACAUGGGUAGAAUGUGUGCUUUUAUUGAAAAUGCAUCUCUGGGUUAUUUGUGGGGCAUAGGAAUUCGUUCAUUUAUUUUUUCAAAAUAUAGUCCGGCCCCCCCACAAGGUCUGAGGGACAGUGGACCGGCCCCCUCCUGAAAAAGUUUGCUGACCCCUGGCCCAACACAAGGACGCUAUGCUUGAUCCGUUAUCAUCAUCUCCAUAUUGAACUGUGAGAGACCCCUGUCUGAAACCCUGGAGAGCCGCUGCCGGCCCGUGUAGACAGUACUGAACUAGGUGGGCCAGAGGUCCAACAAGAUACCAAGGUCCAAGGCAGCUUCCUAUGUUCCUGUAAUAGGUUAUUGUUUUCAAUAGUGUAUCACUCUGGAGUGUUUCACAAACAUGAUCUUGUGAUCCUUACAACAGACCUGUAAUUGCUGUCUGUAUUGCUAUCCCCAUUCUCUAGGUAGGUGUGGAGAUGCUCAGAUUGGCAAAGAAAGAGAAGCUUGCCUAAGGCUACAUAGCAUAGAAGCUAGCCAACCUGUAUGUUUCUUCUGCGAUCCAACAGCCCUGAAGUUUUAAUAACUUAAUUUCUGCUUUUCUUCUCAGUUUGCAAAGAACCUCCUUAUAAAGUGGAGGAGUCUGGCUAUGCUGGCUUCAUUAUGCCCAUUGAAGUCCACUUCAAAAACAAGGUAUCAUUUCAAUCUCUCCUCCUUGCCGCCCCCGGGCUCCCUUCUUGCGUUCCCUUAAAACACACGGCAAACUCAGCGGGCUGGCCAGCCCCUACAGCAAUGUAGCUGAACCGCAUUGGCCCAACCCAAGUUUUUAUCCAGGUCCAGUUAUCAUUUAACCUGCUCGUUUUGAAGCAAUGAGACGGUUUGUGCAUUUCAUGCACAUUUUCAUGCGUUGAUCUAUCAUGGGAUCUCCAGAUAAGCAAAGGACCUUGAUGAUCUGCCUCUUUUCUCCUUGUCUUUCACAUCUCUGCAUCUCUUUGUGGGGAGGUCUCCAGUGUGCUGCUCACGGGCAUGACAGCAACUUCAGACACCUCCCAAGACACCCUUCCAAAUUCUUUUUUUUUUAAAUUAAAUUAGUUUUUGUUGAUGGGAGUGUUCGGUUUUUUCUGUUUGUUUCAUUUCUUAAACAAAUGUAUCAAUCACUUUGCAGCAUAGAGCCACUGAAGCGAUGUGCCGUGUAACUUAAGUGUUGGUAUUUUGACUUUGUUGGGGCUGUUUUUCUUCUGCUAAAUAGAUAUUCUGCUGUGCCCACAACAGAUUAUUAGAAUUCCAAAUGUGUCCCGGGCCCAAAAAAGUUGGGAUCCCUGCCUUGGUAUUCAGAUUUUAAAACAGGCAUCCCCAAACUCAGCCCUCCAGAUGUUUUGGGGCUACAACUCCCAUCAUCCCUAGCUAACAGGACCAGUGGUCAGGGAUGAUGGGAAUUGUAGUCCCAAAACAUCUGGAGGGCUGAGUUUGGGGGUGCCUGUUUUAAAAGCAGGUAGAACAGUAUAUAGAUUGUGUUGGCCCCAAAGCAGCACCCUAGAAUAUGUAACCUUCCUCUGACUUUGGUUGGUACCUGAUCUUUGCACCGUUAUCCAUGAUGAGAUAAAAGUCCAGGACCGAUUGCUGUGAGGGCUGCCCCUAAUGCCCAUCUGGAAAAUAUUUCGGCUCAGAGUACUGCAGUCAGGCUGCUAACUGGAACCUGCUGAAUGGAGCUGUGUUCUUGCCAGUCCUCCAGGAUCCUCCCUGCCCACCUCUGUGCCUGGAAGGUGCACUUCAGAGUGCACAUUUUGACCUACGCAGCCAAAAGCUUUUGGGCCCGGGAUAGGUUGUUCCCAUACAAGCCUGUUUGAAGUUUCAGCUGGGUUGCCCUCUAUGUCUGCUGUGUUUUGUUCUGCGUUUGUUGCCUAUCUUCCUAGUGUGUUUCAGUAUUGUUCUAAGCCAUGGCAGGGACCGGGGCAAAAAGAGAGCCAUGUCUGAAUGUCGGUACAGUGGUGCCCCGCAAGAUGAAUGCCUCGCAAGACGGAAAACCCGCUAGACGAAAGGGUUUUCCGUUUUGGAGGUGCUUCGCAAAACGAAUUUCCUAUGGGCUUGCUUCGCAAGACGAAAAUGUUCCUGCGGGGUUUUUUUCCUUUUCCCCCCCUUUUUCCCAAGCCGCUAAGCCGCUUAUCAGCUGAUCCGUUAAGCCGCUAAGCCGCUUAUCAGCUGAUCCGCUAAGCCGCUAAUAGCGCUAAACCGCUAAUGGGCUUGCUUCGCAAGACGAAAAAACCGCAAGACGAAGAGACUCGCGGAAUGGAUUCUUUUCGUCUUGCGAGGCACCACUGUAUAGCAAUAAGUAACCAAACAAACCCCUGUGUUGCAAAGAGAACGUCAGCAAUGUCUAGGCAACACGAUGGCCAUGUACAUACGCAAUAGACAAUCUUUAUAGAAUUCCUUUAAACCAUAACAAGUACAAAAUAAUCUUUAGUCUCAAAGUCUCUGAAAAUCUUUACAUGAAGUGAGGCACCAGACUUUGCACGAUGAAAGACAAGCUGUGAAGCUUUGUGUGUUCAGCAAAUAUGAUGUCCAACAGUAAGCAGUGACUACAUUAUUACACGAGCACUGUUCCACAGCAUUUGAUAUUUUCAUUUACGUACAUUCAUUCCAAAUAAGAUGGGUUUAUGAAGCAAUUCUAUAUCUUCCCACCACGGUGACAAAGAAUUCUACGAAACAGUAGUCAGUAUCCAGAAUCACUGUUCAGUGUUGGACAUCAUAUUUGCUGAAUACACAAAGCUUCACAGCUUGUCUUUCAUCGUACAAAGUUUGGUAAAAGGUAAAGGGACCCCUGACCAUUAGGUCCAGUCGUGGCCGACUCUGGGGUUGCGGCGCUCAUCUCGCUUUAUUGGCCGAGGGAGCCGGCGCUUGUCCGCAGACAGCUUCCGGGUCAUGUGGCCAGCAUGACUAAGCCGCUUCUGGCGAACCAGAGCAGCACAUGGAAACACCGUUUACCUUCCCGCUGGAGCGGUACCUAUUUAUCUACUUGCACUUUGUGCUUUUGAACUGCUAGGUUGGCAGGAGCUGGGACCGAACAAUGGGAGCUCACCCCGUCGCAGGGAUUUGAACUGCCGACCUUCUGAUCGGCAAGGCCUAGGCUCUGUGGUUUAACCCACAGCGCCACCUGCGUCCCACAAAGUUUGGUACCUCACUUCAUUUAAAGAUUUUCAGAGACUUUGAGACUAAAGAUUAUUUUGUACUUGUUAUGGUUUGAAGGAAUUCUAUAAAGAUGUGGUCUGUUGCGUAUGUACAUGGUCAUCGUGUUGCCUAGACAUUGCUGAAUGUCUGUGUAGGCAACCCUGAGCUAGAAGUGCCAAAAGCCUGACUCAAUAUAAGGCAUCUCCCUGCAUUCGUAUAUAUAGUUGUUAAAACCCCUUCAUGAGGCUUUUCCUCCUUUGCUUUCAGGAGGAACCGAAGAAAGUUUGCUUCACCUACGAUCUUUUCUUGAACCUGGAGGGGAAUCCGCCCGUCAACCACCUGCGCUGUGAGAAGCUGACCUUCAACAACCCCACGAAGGAAUUCCGCCGAAAACUAAUCAGGGCUGGUGGGGUGAGUAGCCAAGACAGAUGCACCCUGGUCUUUGCAUGCUCAGUGUCAUGACUGUUUGCUGUUCUUUGGAUCGAUCUAGCCAAAAGCUCAUAGCGGAAUGGGUUUUGUGAAGUGCUGUUACGCUUUUUUGUUUCUAGGCUGGGAAACAGGGUGAGGGUGAUAGAGGUUUGUUGUGUGGUGCAGAGAAAAUGACUGAAUAAUAUGAUAAAAUGACUGGAAAAUAUGAAGAACAGAGGUUCUGACGAACGGAUUAUUAAAAACGUGUGAGGUAAACGGUGGAAGUCUUUUUUUUAAAAAAAAACCUAUUUAAGGUAGGUAAGGACAAGAUGAAAUUAUACAAUUGAAUAUAAAUAUAGAUGGGAAACGGCUAUGUAUUGUGAGUACUUACCUACUUUAAAAAUUUUUCACUUACGAUCUUUUUCUUUUACUUCUUUAUUCUUUCUUUGUUCUUUUUUUUCUUUUUUCUGAUAUCUUUCAUUUCACUGCUUUAUUGUGAAUAGCAUUCUAUAGAGGUAUAAAUAACUGUAAAUAUGAUAAGAGACAAAAUAUUCUCUAAUUCUUUUUCCUUGGUUAGAUGUAUUUUCUUUUUAUUUUGUAUUUUCUUUUGUUCUGAAUAUGUAUGUUUUCUAAUUUGUACUCAAUAAAAAUAUUAUUUUUUUAAAAAAGAAAAUGACCGGAUAGGGGAUUUCUGGAAUUUGCUGGCACAAAGGUGUGGAACAGCAUUAAUAUCCAAGUUGUCUCUCCUUAGGUGGUGGUCAUGCCAGAAGGUGCCGAAACAGUGUCCAGGCCAAGUCCUGACUACCCCAUGUUACCCACAAUACCGCUCUCUGCCUUCUCUGAUCCGAAAAAGACCAAACCACCCCAUGGGUCAAAGGUGAGUCGCUUGGGAAGAGUGUGGGAAUGUCCUUCCAAAAUGAUGAAGUCUAGAAUCUUUCGUCGUUCCCAUUCUGCAGAGACGCUAAAGCCCUCCAAAGAGGCAUAGAAUUAUGUGCACGCUAUAUAUACUGUAUUUUUUGCUCUAUAAAACUCACUUUUCCCCUCCUAAAAAGUAAGGGGAAAUGUGUGUGCGUCUUAUGGAGCGAAUGCAGGCUGCGCAGCUAUCCCAGAAGCCAGAAGAGCAAGAGGGAUUGCUGCUUUCGCUGCACAGCGAUCCCUCUUGCUGUUCUGGCUUCUGAGAUUCAGAAUUUUUUUUCCCCUUGUUUUCCUCCUCCAAAAACUAAAAAUACGGUAUUCCCUUUGGCUUCAGUAUUGUAUUAUGGUUGAGUUGAACUAAUGGCUGGAAAUCACAGAGAAUUGGGUCUCAGGUAAACUAAGCAAACCUCCACUAGUCAAGGCCAUUCAAGAGUGGGCCAGGCUGCUUUAGGAGGUGGUGGGCUCUCCCAUCACUGGAGGCGUUGAAGUAAAGACUGGGCAGUCAUCUGUCAGGGAUGCAGUAGUAGCUGGUUGGACUUACAACUUCUAAUUAUUUGAUACGUUGCAUCUGUAGCAGAGAACAGAAGUAGGGGAAAGAUACCCUAGGCCAGAGGAGAGCCUAGGUGAUCCUGCACUUGCGAUCGUUAUUGCAGAAUCCUCAAUCUUCGCAUUGGUAUAAAUUGGAAAGAAUAUGAAGAGUCUGCUUUAAUAGCACUGAUUGCAAAUACACAAGGGGCGGGUAACUGACCUGUAUUAAUUAUUCUUGAAUAACUGUUUGAGGCUGUCCUGAAGCAAGCAGAGCACAAGUCAGGGAUUGGAAAACUGUGCCUUGCCUGUGAGACUUAAGCUUGCUUCAUUAACGUCCUAUACAAUCAAGGCUACAGCACCUCUGACGCACAUUUCUUGGUCUGUGGUCCAGUGAAGCCGCAGAGAUGAUUUCUGAGAAUGUGUAGUGAAAAGGGGGAUCCCGCUGGAACUUGUGAGUUGCCCAACUAGGAAAAUGUGGGGUGCAAGUACUGUUUUGGACCAGUGUAAAUCUAUGGAGGAAGGAGGGGCCUUCCUGGAUGAAUGGGGGUUGCAGCCCCUUUUAUUUCUUUGUUCCAUUGUUUUAUUUUCUGCUAGUUUCUGUCUGUUUACCAUUUUGCUUUCUUCUGAAUUUGAAAGAACACGGCCAUAGUGAGAUACGACUUACCGUAUUUUCCGCUGUAUAAGACGCACUUUUCCCCUCUUAAAAAGUAAGAGGAAAUGUGUGUGCGUCUUAUGGAGCGAAUUGCAGGCUGCGCAGCUAUCACUGAAGCCAGAACAGCAAGAGGGAGAGCUGCGCAGCGAAAGCAGCGAUCCCUCUUGCUGUUCUGACUUCUGGGACAGCCGCUCGAAGCCUCUUCAGGGCAACAGGAGGAACGCUUCGCUUCACUGGAGAGGCGCUGCGCAGAGAGGGAAAGCUGCACAGCGCCCCUUCAGCGAAGCGGGAGGAGAAAUGGAGCCCCUUCCGUUUCUCCUUCCGCUUUGCUGGAGAAGCGCUGCACAGAUUCAGAAUAUUUUUUUUCUUGUUUUCCUCUAAAACUAGGUGCGUCUUAUGGUCAGGUGCGUCUUAUAGAGCGAAAAAUACGGUAACUGAUUAUCUGAAUGCUUCCUGCAUGGUGGCUUUCCCUUUGGAGGAAGAUUCCAUUUUCUCUGCAGAACCCAAUCCUUUCUUACAGGACGGGAUAAUUAAAGUUUGCUGGUCUUUUCAUUUCUCCACCGGUGCUUAGGAGGCCAACAAAGAUGGCAGCAAAGCUUCCAAGCCACACAAGGUCACCCGAGAGCAUCGCGAGAGGCCCAGGAAAGACUCGGAGAGCAAAAACUCCUCCAGAGACCUUGAAAGGGAGCCGGGUAAACCUGUGAAGGACUCCUCCAGGAAACCCACUGAGAACAAGGUGCCCAAAGAGGAGAAGACCCUCCCGAAAGCUGCUUUCAAGGAGCCCAAGCUGGCUCUCAAGGAGCCCAAGCUGGAGAACACGUCGCCAAAGGGUGGUCCUCCACCGCCAGACAUGAAGCCUUCCAGCAAAAGGCCCUCUACGGUGGAGUCUCCAAAACCCAGCGCUAAGAAGCCGAAGAAGAGCAGCUCCAAAGGAGCCAAGACCGUCCCAGCAACGUCCCCUCGGACUUCGUCUUACGCCGAGAAGAAGCCAGCCAAGGAGAAGCCAAGCGCCAAAGUGGAGAAGAUGAAAACGGAGACGGAAACGAAGGCGAUCAAAAAACCCAUGGAGGUGGCAGUGGCAGAGGACUCCAAUUCCGAGGAUGAAGCUUCCCUGAAGUCAGAGGUGAGGGGACUGUUCUCUUCCCUGCAAGGCCAGGCAGGUCUGCACUGUAUGGUGUCUACUGAGUGUAGUCUGCUCUAGUCUGCUGACAUUUCUUCUUAGGAUUCGUAAAGGCUUUUCAGAAUGCAGGGAAACCCUAGAGGUGAGGUACAACGGUGGUUUCCCUCACUACCAUCCUAAAAUACUUAAGAAAUGGCCAGUUUCCCCCCUCUAAGAUUCCAGCCUGAGAGGGCUCCUGGGGAGCUGAAUGGUUUUUCAAAUCUUUUUCUUUAACCGUAUUUAAAAACAAAAAUGGUUAAGCCACUCUUUUCUCCAGUGUGCUCAGGACAUGCAUAAAUAAAUAAUGUUUUUAUUAUUCCUGUGCAGACCAUCUGACUGCUUGCCCCAGCCGCUCAACAAAUAUUAAAAAUGCAAUGAAACUUAGGACAUUAAAAACUUAAUUGCAGCCACUGCAUUGGCUGUCCCAGGCAGCCCAAGCACUGACUAGACCAGAGGUCGGCAAGGUUUACCUCGCCUGGGCCGGUUCACUCCAGCGGAGAGCCCUCGGUGGACCACGAUUUCUGGCAUCCUAGUCUGUGCAGACGCGAUUUCCAGCACCGCAGAAGCGAGCCCCCGUGGCGCACUGCGCCGGUUUAGCGCAGCGGGCGGGGACUUGCCGAGCGGGCAGCUCAGUUGGGGGGUGGCUCGUGGGCUGGUUAAACGACCCCCGUGGGCCACUUUUGGCCCAUGGGCCUUAGAUUACUGACCCUUGGGCUAGACCCUGGUCACUUUAGCUUGUAACCUGCCCUGGGACCUCAGGGUGAAGGCUGGGUAAUAAAUUGUGAUUGUUAGUAGUGGUCCAUAGUGCCACCCCAUACUCUCCAUCAUUCUUACAACAUGUUCCAGAACUGGGUCAUGGAAGAAGGUCUGGCGUUCCACCCUAGGAAACCUUGGCUCCAGUCAAACCACCCGCACACCACCCUCGGGCUCAAGGUGGAUUUGAUAUAAAUUACAAUGGUACCUCUGGUUACGUACUUAAUUCGUUCUGGAGGUCCGUUCUUAACCUGAAACUGUUCUUAACCUGAAGCAUCACUUUAGCUAAUGGGGCCUCCCACUGCUGCCAUGCCGCUGCCACGCAAUUUCUGUUCUCAUCCUGAAGCAAAGUUCUUAACCCGAGGUACUAUUUCUGGGUUGGCGGAGUCUGUAACCUGAAGCAUCUGUAACCCGAGGUACCACUGUAAUCAAUUUAAAUCACUAGUCAGUAAGACUUGAUUUACAUCUUCUUUUUACAAAAAGACUCCUUCUUGCUGGUAUAAUCUUACUAUUUAAAGGUAAAGGUAAAGGGACCCCUGACCAUCAGGUCCAGUCGUGGCCGACUCUGGGGUUGCGGCGCUCAUCUCGCUUUACUGGCCGAGGGAGCCGGCGUACAGCUUCCGGAUCAUGUGGCCAGCAUGACUAAGCCGCUUCUGGCAAACCAGAGCAGCGCACAGAAACGCCGUUUACCUUCCCACCGCAGCGGUACCUAUUUAUCUACUUGCACUUUGACGUGCUUUCGAACUGCUAGGUUGGCAGGAGCAGGGACCAAGCAACAGGAGCUCACCCCGUCGCGGGGAUUCGAACGACCGACCUUUUGAUCGGCAAGUCCUAGGCUCUGUGGUUUAACCAACAACGCCACCCGCGUCCCUUAAUCUUACUAUUUACAACCAGACAAAGGUUUCAUUUUUGGAAUAAUAAAAUUUCAGAGUAGCUUUUACAGUUAUAUUAAAAAAAUACUGAUUUGGUUAUAAUAUUAGAAAUACUAUAUUAUUAUUGUGAGGUUUUAUAAGUUAACUGUUUAUAUUUGGACAGCUUUCCUGCUGUACUUUAUUGGAAGGAGAAAAACAAUCAUUUCCUUAGUAACAAUUUAAACUAUCUAUUUAACUAAAAACUGUAACAUUGUAGCAUUUGUAUCCCUGUUUGUUAACUGAUGUGGUUAAACCAUUUUUUUUAAAAAAAAGACUGGGUUUUAGCACACAUGAAAAACUUGAAACAAAUCCUUAUUUCCUGAUGAAUAGCCUUUGGACUAUAAUGUAACUUAAAUUGAACACUAUCUUUAGAAAGAUAUUUUUUUCCUCCAAAAGCAUUUUAUUUUAAAAAUCCACUUUAAAUAAAAAAAAAAUCCGAUUUAAAUUUUUAAAAAUACUUUUUUAUUAUUUUUCAUUGAAUUUUCUCCACCCUACUCUGGCUCUUACACCUUAAGUCACCCUUGAACAAAAAAGGAAAGGAAGAUAGGAAUGCUUCCAAAGUAAGGAAAUGGCAAGAUGAAUAAAGAAAAAAGAGUACGAGGAGGACAACCUGACAGGGUUGGGGAGAAAAAACUUAUUAGCAAUGAAAGUUAGGAUGCAUCAAAUGCCAUGUACUGAGAGCAGGGGUCAGCAAACUUUUUCAGCAGUGGGCCGGUCCACUGUCCCUCAGACCUUGGGGAGGGGCUGCACUAUAUUUUUGGAGGGGGGGAUGAAUGAAUUCCUAUGCCCCACAAAUAACCCAGAGAUGCAUUUUAAAUAAAAGCACACAUUCUACUCCUGUAAAAACAUGCUGAUUCCUGGUCUAUCCACGGGCUGGGUUUAGAAGGCGAUUGGGCCAGAUCCGGCCCCCGGACCUUACUUUGCCUACCCAUGACUGAGAGUAUCACAGCUCAAAGAGACUCGGAAGUCUUGCCACACAGAGAUGCUAGGUAUCAGGUGUACCCAAGCCUUUGGCUAAUAAAGCAAUCCGUGGCCUUUUAAAGUGGGGUUGGGUGGGUAUUGUUUCUGUUUGCUACUGUGCUUUGUAUUUUUGUGUUUUUAUACUGUAAAUUGCCCUGUGAUCUUCAGAUGAAGGGCAGUAUAGAAGGUAAAGGGACCCCUGACCAUUAGGUCCAGUUGUGGCCGACUCUGGGGCUGCGGCACUCAUCUCACUUUACAGGCCAAGGGAGCCAGCGUACAGCCUCCGGGUCAUGUGGCCAGCAUGACUAAGCCGCUUCUGGCGAACCAGAGCAGCACACAGAAACACCGUUUACCUUCCUGCCAGAGUGGUGCCUAUUUAUCUACUUGCACUUUGACGUGCUUUCGAGCUGCUAGGUGGGCAGGAGCAGGGACCGAGCAACGGGAGCUCACCCCGUCGCGGGGAUUCGAACCACCGACCUUCUGAUCAGCAGGGUUAAACCACAGAGCCUAUUACAGCUGUGUCCCACCCCCCCAACAACAUGAGGAUCCAACUUAUCCCUGUCUUUCUUAAGUCCUGAGAAGAAGGUUGACCAGACUUCCAAGUCUGUGAUGUAAUCCUCUUGGUUACUAAAGGACAAAACUGAAGAACCUUCCAUGGGAAAUAAAAGAAAUGAGGCUGGGCUGGGCUGUCAUCUCUCUCUGUCAAAGGGUUGAAAUUAAUUCUCUCUCUUCCUUCUUCCUUUCUCUGUGCCGACUGAAGUCUGCCCCAUCCAGCCCUUCCAACUCCAGCUCCAGCUCCGACUCCAGCUCCGACUCUGAUUUCGAGCCAUCUCAGAACCACAGCCAAGGUGCGUUGCUGUUUGGAAAUCUCACGUGAGUCUUGGUGUCAAUUAAGCCUACGAUGCCUCCCCCCCCAAGUGUGAGGUUUUUGUUUGUCAUACUGGCCCAAUACAGUGGUGCCUCGCAAGACGAAAAGAAUCCGUUCCGCGAGUCUCUUCGUCUUGCGGGUUUUUUCGGCUUGCGAAGCAAGCCCAUUAGCGGUUUAGCGGAUUAGUGCUACAGUAUUAGCGGCUUAGCCGGCUUAAAGAUCAGCUGAUAAGCGGCUUAACGAUCAGCUGAUAAGCAGCUUAACGAUCAGCUGAUAAGCGGCUUAGCAUCAGCUGUUAAGCGGCUUAAAGAUCAGCUGAUAAGCGGCUUAGCCAUCAGCUGAUAAGCGGUUUAGCGGCUUGGGAAAAAGGGAACUCGCAAGACAUUUUCGUCUUGUGAAGCAAGCACAUAGGAAAUUCGUUUUGCGAAGCACCUCCAAAACGGAAAACCCUUUCGUCUAGCGGGUUUUCCGUCUUGCGAGGCAUUCGUCUUGCGGGGCACCACUGUAAUAGCCACCGGUUCAUAAAACCCGGCACUCAACACUGUGCUUCCUGAAUGCUGGAAGCACUUAGCUAAAGGCACAGUAAAACUUGACAAGGGCUAAUGUAAGUCAAGUGACUGAGCUGGAAAAUUGGAAGCGUCCAGUUUAGGCCCCCUUAGGUGGUCCAGUGGACCAUAAAGAAGGCUGAUCGCCGAAGAAUGGAUGCUUUUGAAUUCUGGUGCUGGAGGAGACUCUUGAGAGUCCCAUGGACUGCAAGAAGAACAAAAUGGCGAACGUUCCUAAACUACAGCAUAUAGGAAAACGCUGGUUUCAGUCUCCAAUCUGGUCUCAAACAAAAGAGGCUGGUUACAGCCAUGCGGCUGGAAGGAGCAGCUCAGAUUUCAUCACACACCAAAUUCACGUGUAGGCUUGGGUUGCCCACUUCCUUCCAGAAUGAGGGGAAGCAACACAGGCUAAGCUUGGCAAGGCAGUUUUCUCUAUGGCAUUAACCCCUUCACGCAUUGUUGUUGUUUAGUCAUUUAGUCGUGUCCGCCUCUUCCUGACCCCCUGGACCAGAGCACGCCAGGCACUCCUGUCUUCCACUGCCUCCCGCAGUUUGGUCAAACUCAUGCUGGUAGCUUCGAGUACACUGUCCCACCAUCUCGUCUUCUGUGUCCCCUUCUCCUUGUGCCCUCCAUCUUUCCCAACAUCAGGGUCUUUUCCAGGGAGUCUUCUCUUCUCAUGGGGUGGCCAAAGUCUUGGAGUCCCAGCUUCAGGAUCUGUCCUUCCAGUGAUGCUGGUUAUAUGCGGCUGGUUACCCUAUACUUCCUAGACAGCAUCUUAAAAAGCAGAGACAUCACCUUGCCAACAAAGGUCCGUAUAGUGAAAGCUAUGGUUUUCCCAGUAGUGAUGUAUGGAAGGGAGAGCUGGACCAUAAAGAAGGCUGGUCGCCGAAGAAUGGAUGCUUUUGAAUUCUGGUGCUGGAGGAGACUCUUGAGAGUCCCAUGGACUGCAAGAAGAUCAAACCUCUCCCUUCUGAAGGAAAUCAGCCCUGAGUGCUCACUGGAAGGACAGAUCCUGAAGCUGAGGCUCCAAGACUUUGGCCACCUCAUGAGAAGAGAAGACUCCCUGGAAAAGACCCUGAUGUUGGGAAAGAUGGAGGGCACAAGGAGAAGGGGACCACAGAGGAUGAGAUGGUGGGACAGUGUUCUCGAAGCUACCAGCAUGAGUUUGACCAAACUGCGGGAGGCAGUGGAAGACAGGAGGGCCUGGCAUGCUCUGGUCCAGGGGGUCGCGAGGAGUUGGACACGACCAAACAACAACAGGUGGUCCAGGGCAAGUCAUUCUCUCUCAGCCUCAAUUGGUGCUGAACUAAAUCCACCUACAUCAGCCAUCUUUUAGCACAACCCUGUGAGGUAGUUCAGCACCAACUGAGGCUGAGAGAGAGUCACUUGCCCUUGGCCACCUAAGGGGGACUAAACUGAGUGCUUCCAGUUUUCCAGGUCAGUCUCUUGACUUACAUCAGCCCUUGUCAAGGUUUUCCUGUGCCUUCAGUGAAGUAGCUUCCUUUUUUAAAAUACCGCCGCUGUAGAAAGUCGUGCCACUUGGCUAGACAUAAACGCGGCAGCCUCACCAGUUCCCUGAAAACCCCAGACAGCUGCUGUCUGCCAGCAGAGACCAGCCUCCUCCAACCCUUUAGGCUCCUGGUGUUUCAGUCAGCAUGGCCGGUCAUCGAAGAGUUUCAAAAAUAACUGCUCGCCUGAGGGAAUCUUUAGAAAAGUUGCUGCUUUUUCCACCUCCCUUCGCAAAAAAGGCCAUGUUAGGCUGGCAAAAGACUGCCAGGGCAGGAGGAACUGAUUUGCAAAGUUAGCCAUGGUGUGCUUGACUCGCUUCACCUAUAUCCUUUCCACCUGGCACAAUUUCACCACAAUUAGGUGCAGUAAUACAGCGGGGGGGGGGAGAGAAUAUUCUGCUUUGGCCAGAUGUUGCAGGUGUCGAGGUCCUCAAAUUGUUCAUCUCUGGUUACUUGGGAAGCAGAUAGUUGCGUGUUCACCCCACCCCUGGUGGGAGCCAUAACAUGGCUGCUCUUCUGGGUGGGGGGGUUAUCAACAAACGGAAGCAAAUGUGGGUCUACAUCAGAAGCAGCAGUGGUGAUAAGUGAUAAACUUCUAGCCUUUGAGGCUGUAAAGGUGAUAGUCCUGACUGAUAAAAACAAAUCGUUAGUAUUAAUUCUGCCAUUUUUUGGUACUAAACGAUAAUACUUAAGUAUUUGUCAGGUGCUUCUCUAAAGUGUUUUACAUUAUCUUGCUGUAAUCCCUACAACAAACUUGCAAGGUAGGUCAGUGUGAUCCCCGGAUGGUUUGACGGGUGGGGUUUGAGUCUGAGAGAAAAGGUCUUGCCUAAGUCUACCUUUGCCACAAGUCUGUGGCAGAUGCAAGAUUUGAAAUGAGGACUUCCUGAAUCACAGCGCCAUCUCUCCACUGCUAUGUCAAAUCACCUCUCUGACAUAUGUGCUUGCCUCUUGCCUCUUCUUCUCUCUCCCACCCCCCUUAAAAAUGAAUUCAGGACACAAGCUGACGGAUGGGUUAACUGACGUGCAGGUGGGGGCACCCAAGGGAGACGGCAGAGCCAUGUGAUCACCAGUCUUGGAGCAGACAGCUUCAAAUAGUCAAAUGUUUGCAACCUUCUCUCUUCCUGGAAUCCUGAAGACAGUCUUCCAAGCUUCUACUGCUUGGGUGGGAGACCUUUGGCUCUCCAUAUGACUCUAAACUGGGACGUGGGUGGCGCUGUGGGUUAAACCACAGACCCUAGGACUUGCCGAUCAGAAGGUCGGCGGUUCGAAUCCCCGCGACGGGGUGAGCUCCCGUUGCUCGGUCCCUGCUCCUGCCCACCUAGCAGUUCGAAAGCACGUCAAAGUGCAAGUAGAUAAAUAGGUACCGCUCCAGCGGGAAGGUAAACGGCGUUUCCGUGUGCUGCUCUGGUUCGCCAGAAGUGGCUUAGUCCUGCUGGCCAUAUGACCUGUACGUCGGCUCCCUCGGCCAAUAAAGCGAGAUGAGCGCCGCAACCCCAGAGUCGGCCACGACUGGACCUAAUGGUCAGGGGUCCUUUACCUUUAUGUCUCUAAACUACAGCUCCCACCAGUCAUCUCUGGCCAUUGGCCAUUCUUGCUAGGACUUGUGGGGGUUGUAGUUGAGUGUCUGGAGAGCUAAAGAUUCCCCACUCUUGCUGUACUCGGUUCCUUGUAUCACACUUAACUACCACCACCAUUGCAGGUGCAACAAACAGAGCAACUGUCCACACGUAAAAGUGCCUCCACAGAUGUAAACAAGGUUUAUUUAUUACAGGCUUCCCAAUGGUGUUUAAAACUCUGUGGACAAGUAUUUUGGAGGCAGGGAACUUGUUGUUACAGUGGAACCUCGGUUUUCGAGCGUCUCGGAAGCCAAACUUUUCAGUUUCCAAACCCCGAAAACCCGGAAGUAAUUGCUUCCAUUUUCGAACGCGCCUUGGAAGUCAAAUGGCUUCCGAAGCGCGUUUCUCAAUUUUCUCCAUUGAAAUUGCCUACCGUCCAUUGCGCCUCAAUCGUUGAAUGUUUCAGAAGCUGAAUCAUCUUCCGGAACGGAUUACGUUCAACAACCGAGGUUCCACAGUAGAAGGUUUCUAAACCCGUUUCUUUUUGUUCUGAAAUGUCUGAUGGUAACACAGUGAUUUUGCUGUCAAACCGGAGAGAUGGGAGGGGGACUUGGGAGAGUCGCAAAAUGUCUGCUUGCCUGUGGGGCAGACCCAAACCACCAGUGGCCCUCUAUGCUGUAUGAAUGCCCCUUUUCCUCCGAAUUGUGUCCCGUGGCUCAACAGCCACCCUGUUUACUGUUCUAGACAGGAAGAACAACGAGCUAAACAGGCCUUGUGGUGGGCCACUCUCCCUGUUGCAAUCAGGCUGUGUUUGGCUUGGGGAGCCCUCAAACUGUGCCACCCUGUGUACAGGCUGGCCCAGUGGGAACUGAAAAGAGCCCAAAUGGACAGUGCCUGGUAAGCAGCCCGCUUAGUGUUGAACCUUAGUUUCCCUGUCCUGUGCCCAUUUUUAAACUGGCUUUCCUGGCUUCUGAACCCCAGGGCCUCUACGCUCCAUGGUCGAGGACUUGCAGUCAGAAGAGUCUGACGAUGAUGACAGUUCUUCUGGGGAAGAGCCGGCGGUCAAGGCAGCUCCCAUCAGCAGGGAUGCGAGGUGAGAGCAGCCGAGGUUUAUUUAUGUGCUGUUUUUGCCUGUGUUUAAGGCAAUCAUGGUCUCCCAAAGCAGCUCACAGUCCAGCUUACAGAAACACAGAAUGAAAGGCGGGGGAAAUGGAAACUGAUGGAAAUGGAAACAGGAAGAGAUGCCCACGAAAGAAGAAUGGAGGAUGAAACGGAUGGAAUACGCAGAAAUGGACAGAUUGACGGGGAGAAUUAGGAACCAACGUGACCAGAGAUUCUCCGAGGACUGGAAGAAAUUUACAGAGUAUAUCAGAGUGUAUCAAAAAUUUCUGUGAUGAGCAAAUAACGUUCGUUGGCUUUCAAGAAGCUCUGUGAAAUUACUGUUAGAAAUAUUGUUUAAAAAAUAUGAUGUGAUUAAGAGUAUUUGAGUGCAAUAUAAUAUUGGGAAAUGUGAGACGAGGAUAAAAAAUAAACGGAAAAUUAUCAGACAAGCUGAGGGAAGUUCUGAAAAAAGGGGUUUAAGUUAAAAAUGGAUGUAUAAUUUUGUAAAAAUGUGUUUUAUGGAAAAUCUAAUAAAAAAUAUUUAUUUAAAAAAAAGAAUGAAAGGCGGGGGGACAGGUAGAGAAGGGAGUUUAAUCAAGGCCAGAACUGUUGGGGCCACCUGACCUUCCAGUGAUUUUGUUUGAACAGCAGUUAGCUCUUGUACAUUUGGCUGAUGAAUGGGGUCAGGGUGGCCUUUUCCCCUCCCUCCUGCAGCCCCAGAGUAGCUGUCUGUUGGCACACACUACUCUCUCUGGCAAGGAGGGAGUCAGGGGAGUCUCUUCCCUGCAGCCUUCUUCUUUUCUGGCUGGUGGUUGGGGCUAGGGUGGUCUUCCAGGCAAGAGGGGGAGCAGCCCCUGGCAGUUUGGUUCGCUUAGCCAGUGGCAGAAACCAGAGUUCACUGCCCUUCUUUUCUGCCUUUCCAGCACAACAGUCGGAUGCAAUUGGCUGUCUUUUGUGUAGCUGUUGCCUAAAGCAAACAAAAGACAUGGGGGUCAAGCUUUCGUGACUUAUUUGACCUGAACAGAUUGUUCAGGGUUUUCAUAAGAGCGGGUCGUGGGGCAUGUUGAGUUUUAGCCAGUUCUAGUUCUACUCAGAAAUGAACGAAUAUGAUGAAAUUGGGCCCAUUAAUAUCUGGGAGUGCUCUGAGUAGAACCAGCAGUGGAUGCAACCCUUUGCUGCCUGUGGAGGGGAUGGAAGAGAAGCAGCAGAGGAGGCAGCCUUUUGCCGUCACCCCAUCAAGCUCAGGAUUGUGUGCACCCGGCAUUAGCCAACGUGGUGCCCUCCAGACGACGUCAGCCCCUUCCAGCUCCCAUCAGCCACAGCCAGCAUGGCCCAGUGGUCAGAGGUGAUGGCAACUUUUGUCCAGUAGCUUCCAAGAGGCUGCCGCAAUGACUAACCUCAGCUCUGCACUGACUGGUUGCUGCAUUCUGGGCAUUCAUCCUCAAGCUGCUUGCUUACAAAGCAUUGGCUGCAGCCACUGAGCUACUGGAGACAGAGAGGGACCUGUCCAGAACGUGGGAGCGGAGCUUCCUGCUUAACCUUGCAGCCUUCCAGGACAAGUGUGGGAAACCUGUAGCCCUCCAGGUGUUACUGAUCUACAACUCCCACCAGCCCCAGCAAGCGCGGCCAGUGGCUACGGAUGAGGAUGAAAAUUACAGCUCAGCAACAUCUGGAGGGGCAAAGGUUCCCCCAUACCUGUCCUGGAAGGCUUCUCCCAUCGUCCAGUCCAGACACUGAGGUCCAGGUCUGAGGGUCUUCUGGCGGUUCCCUCACGGUGAGAAGUGAGGUUACAGGGAACCAGACACAGGGCCUUCUCGGUGGUGGCGCCCGCCCUGCGGAACAGCCUCCCAUUAGAUGUCAAGGAAAUUAAGAACUAUGUUUGACUUGCUUGAAUGGCAUUUGAAGGACGAGGAGGUUAAGUCUGUUAUGAUUCACUGGGCCAAAGAUUUUGGGUAUAAUAUACAGCUGAGUGAUUGGGUGAAAUUAUGGAAAGAAGGUUUAAAAAUUACUGCAUGCAAUGCCCUAAAAGAAAAUGUGAUGAAAAUGAUGUAUAGGUGGUAUAUAACACCUGUUAAGUUAGCGAAAAUUGGGAAGUUUUUGAUGUUUGUUGUGUUAUUGUGUUUUUAAUAUUUUGUUGGGAGCUGCCAACCCAGUCAGAUGGGCAUUGUUGUAUUAUUAUUAUUAUUAAUUAUUAUUAUUAUUAUUAUUAUUAUUACCUCUUCAGGCUCAGCCACAGCGAUAGCGACAGCGACAACAGUGAGGACUCCUGCCUUCCAAGUCGGGAGCCUCCGCCCAACCAGAAAUUACCCCCUUCUAACAAUAAGGUAAUUGUGCAGCAAAGGCAGUUUGGCUUCCUACUCACCCAGCUGUCUGGAAUUUGGCCCAGGUAUACUAAAGGAGUGCAAGGCUGGGGUGCAGGGGCGGGGAACACAGUUGUAGGAGUGGCUGUUUUUGUUUCGUAAGCAGCGGAGAAAGUUGAGCAGAGGAAACAGAAGGAGAAAGGACCAAAGGGAGAAAGGUUACACAUAGUAAUAGCAAGGGAAGAUUGGAAGAAGUUCAUUUAUCGGAGGAAGCAGGGAAGGAGUUGGAGCUCUUUGGUCCUGUCUUCUCAAGGGGACUAAGAACACCUGUGAGGGUAGGCAUAGGCAAACUCAGCCCUCCAGGUGUUUUGGGACUACAAUUCCCAUCAUCCCUGACCACUGAUCCUGUUAACUAGGGAUGAUGGGAGUUGUAGUCCCAAAACAUCUGGAGGGUCGAGUUUGCCUAUGCCUGUGUAAGGGUGUUGAAACAAGGCAGGAACAGAAAUCAGGGUGCGUUGCUAGCUUGUUUCAACAAAUCGUUUAACUAACCGCAGUUCGGGUUCAGGCAUAAGCUGCUGUUAGUUUUAAGGCAGGCAGAGGAUGUUCCAAAUAUCUUCCUUGCAGCCACCCACAAGCCAAAGGCUUGGCCACAUAGGUCAGUGCUAUGUUUUGGUGGCAGGGUUUGUAAAUAGGGGCGCAAGACACCCAAACAAUUGAUGACCUCCCCUCUCGGCAGAGACAGAGUACAGAACCCUGUAGGAGAAACCACUAUCCCCAUUUUGCCACCUUCUCCAAACUGGUAUCCUCCAGGUAUUACUGGACUGCAAAUCCCAUCAUCCCUGCCCAGCGGCCAUUCUGGAUGCAGCUCUUGGGAUUGAAAUCUAUGGAGGAUACUGGGUUCAAGAAGGCUGCUGGUUGGCAUAAGGGCAUCUGUUGAGAUCAUAACUGAGUAGAGAUUUGAAUGAGGACCUUUCCUUGUUUCCUGCUCCUUGCCCCUACUCCCACGCUGAAUCGAUCUUGCUUGGGGAGCUCUGGCUGGCGGUGGGAAAAUUCCUCAUGGGGGUGGGGGGCAGAAUUGACUCCUCGUUUGUUAUAAGAAGGGGAGAGAACCUGUUUCUGUGCCUGGUUUCCAGUUUGAAGGAGCACGGUCUUUGCAGCUUAUCGUGGCUCUGCUGCAACGGUUGCCUUUUGUCCCCUCUGAACUGGCUUGUGAGCGCGUUCCCCUUCUUUAACCGCUUUCAGGUAACUGGGAGGAAGAGUCCAGAGUCCUGCAGCAAGCCAGAAAAGAUUCUGAAGAAAGGGACCUAUGACAAGGUACCUCCAUGGAGAGGGGCAUUUAAAUUGUGGGAGGGAGGGAGGGAAAGAAGGAGAAGCCAUCUGUUGGCAGAGGGAGCCCUUUGCCGCUCAGGACAAAGCAAGCCAGCCCUAACAAGGCUCAAGCCACCUCUUUUGAAAUGUGCAAAGCUGUCUUCUGCAGAGCUAGGCCAAUAGUUCAUACCCAAUAUUGUCUCCUCUGGCAGGAAGCAGCUCCCUGGCUGCCUUUCCUAACCCUGCUAGAUUUGAGAGCUCCCAGUACUUUCUCCUCCCACACCCAAGCUUCUCCCUGGGCAGCAGGAAGGGGAUAUACUGAUUCUUUUUUACUUGAUUUCGGAGGCGGCCCAUUUAUUGCCUUUCUGUCAUCAGGUGUGGCCAACUCCCAAGAGACUGUGAUCAGAGAGUUUAAAAUUGGCAGUGAUCUACCCCAUUUUGGGGGGUUCAGGUCAAAGUUGUUGAGCUUCUUUGGGAGUCAGUGAUCUACCACAGACGUCCAGUGAUCUACCUCCAGUAGAUCACAAUCUAGAUCUACCUGUUGGACGUGCCUGAUCUAGAUGGUGGGUACAGGAAAUCAGGUUCCUUUUUAUUUUUCUCCUUUGAAACAAAAGGAGAGGAUCUGGUCUUUUUAUAAGGAAACUUCAUACAGAGUAGGUGCGUUGCUGCUGCUUUUGUUGUUGCUGCUGUUGCUGGAGCAAAGCUUCAAAUAGCCCUGUUGUUCAGCCCUAGCAGCAACACAGGCUCUGCUACCAGAGACGCUUUAAUGCAAUUGUGGCCCUCCAGACAUUGCUGAACAACAACUCCCAUCAUCCCUGGUCAUUGGUCAUGUUUGCAGGGACCGGUGGGAGCUGUAGUUCUGCAGCUUCUGGAGACCCAAAGGUUCCCCCAUACAGUGGUGCCCCGCAAGACGAAUGCCUCGCAAGACGGAAAACCCGCUAAACAAAAGGGUUUUCCGUUUCUGAGUUGCUUCGCAGGACGAAUUUCCCUAUGGGCUUGCUUCGCAAGACGAAAAUGUCUUGCGAGUCUUGAGAUUUUUUUUCCGCUUCCCCCCCCCCUUUAUCUAAGCCGCUAAGCCUUUAAUAGCCUUUUAGCAGCUAAUCCGCUAAACUGAUAAGCCUUUAAUAGCUGCUAAACUGCUAAUAGCGCUAAUCCGUUAAGCCGCUAAUAGGGUUGCUUCGCAAGACGAAAAAACCGCUAGACGAAGACACUCGCGGAACGGAUUAAUUUCGUCUUGCGAGGCACCACUGUACCUCCUUUAAUGGAUGCCAGAGAUUAUACCUGCACUGCUUGUAUGCAUACAAGACUUGUCUUCCCAUUUUCUUUUAGGCUGGUUUUUGCGUUGCCGUUUCCCCUCCAACCCCCAACCCUUUGUACAACUCCACAGUGUGCUCAUGUGUAAUGCAGGAGUUCUAAUUCACUGGGCAUCACUCCUAACCCACCCACCCACCAUGUCCAUUUUUUGCAAAGGAGGACAGAAACCUUCCCCACUGUCCCCCUGAACUGGCAGCAGCGUAUUUGCCCUUCAGGCUAUUGGGGGGGGGGGAGUGAGCAUUAAUCAGCUCUUUGUUGGCAAGAGGUCUGAAAACCUCAAGAUUCAGAGUUCUCCUUGCUAAUGUUCCUUCUUCCCUCUCCCAAGGCCUACACUGAUGAGUUGGUGGAACUUCAUCGGAGGCUGAUGGCUUUACGGGAACGAAAUGUGCUUCAGCAGGUAAGGACAUGUUAGGUGGCUUUUGGUGUGGGAUGCAAGUUGAAGCCAGAGAGGAAUGUUAAACGUUCUCUUUUGCCACAGUGCAAUGAAUGGUGGUGGUGCUCUUGUUGUUUUCAGAUUAUCUUGUUCAGGCACCUUAUGCAUAUAUCCAACUGUAACCUGUAGUUAUUGUUAUUAUUAUUAUUAUUAUUAUUAUUAGUUUUGUGACCUUGCAAAUUCAACAGAAGCUGUCCUGGGAGCAAAUACGGGUCUCAAAAGUUGGAUAGGCUAGCAGUUUGAAAGAUAAAUACUGAAAUGCUUCUCUCCCCCCCCCCCCGCCCUAAUAACUACAUGUAGGCGAAGGACGGGGAGAUUUCUGAUGAAGUGAUUCUGUGAUGUUUUUCCCCUUGAAGUCCUGGGAAGACUUCUUGUGAGUCUUCUUGUUCCUGCCCCCAGGCAGAUGUGGGGUCUUCCUUUGCCUUGCCAUGGCUGUCUUCACACCUUUCAAAUCAGCAAUCCCGCUUGAAUUACAGUGGUACCUCGGGUUACAUACGCUUCAGGUUACAGACUCCGCUAACCCAGAAAUAGUACCUCGGGUUAAGAACUUUGCUUCAGGAUGAAUUUGUGCUCUGGCGGCGCGGCGGCAGCAGGAGGCCCCAUUAGCUAAAGUGGUGCUUCAGGUUAAGAACAGUUUCAGGUUAAGUAUGGACCUCCGGAACGAAUUAAGUACUUAACCCGAGGUACCACUGUACUAUUAGCCUUGCCCACAAGUAAUGUCUAAUGGGGAUAAAUACAUCUCUAGCCAGAAAGUGUUCUGCCAGCAGGACUUAGAUAAGAAUCUCCAGGCCUGCAUCAGGUACCAGUCUUUGAUGUCUCCCAAUUUGCUAUUGCCUUGUUGUUCUGCUGCAAUACAGCCAAGGUAGUUUGUGUCCUAUGCCACGAAGCAGCCUUUCAUGGAGACAAGAGGGUCAGACCAAGGAAGCGGGGGGGGGGGGGGCACUGCACAUGGCUUUUUAAAAUGGCGCACAAAGUGUGAACGAUUGGUCCCUGUCUGAAUUUCCGCAGUGGGACAGGCAGUGAGAGAGAGAGCAAGGGCAGAGAACAAACUCUCUGCGUUGCGCUGGCACAGAAUAUUGGUGUCUCACAGACCUAACAUAUAGAAUAAGAGAACAAGAAGAACAUACGUUUAAAGAAGAUUGGAAAACAUUUAUUGAAUAUAUGGAGGGAAAUUGUGCACAUUUGAAAACGCUGGCAGCAUUAAGAUAAAUUCAACUGUGUAGAUAAGUUUUGAUGGAUGUAAUAAUGGAAUACUGAAUGGUUUAGUUUAUGUAAAAUAUGCAGGGAUUUAUGUUAUGUGAAAUGAACCGUGGGAAGAGAAGAAGGGAAGUCAUUGAUAUUUUAAGGUGGUUUAAAUGACUAUUCUAAAAUGUAAAACAGAAAAUUUAAUAAGGGGAAAAAAAGAAUAUUUGUGUCUCACUCCAAUCCUUUUCCUCCCCGGCCCAGAUUGUAAAUCUCAUUGAGGAAACCGGACAUUUCAAUGUCACCAACACAACCUUCGACUUUGACUUGUUCUCCUUGGACGAAACGACCGUCCGCAAGCUGCAGAGCUACCUGGAGGCUGUGGCUACGUGACCCUUGGCUCCGGAAGCUGGACGCUUUUUUUUGAAACCAGAAUCCCCGUCUCUUCGGUACCAGGAAAUGGACUCGUGGACCUUGGCCGCCGCCUUAUCCUCUCGAUUCACCUGAAGCACUGCCUUAGGGAUCAGCCACGCUCUAGGAACACGCUGUUGCUGCUGCUGCCGCCGCCGCCGCUUCUGCCGCCGCCACCAGCCACGCUCCUCCUCUUGGGCUUCAGCCGAGCGCUCGCCCUUGGCGGGCCUGUCCUCCUUCGCUUCAGAAGCUUUGCUUGGAACUGGUAGAGUAAAAGCUGCGCUGGUCCUAGCCGCGACACCGCGCUCUCCUUGGUUGUUUGGUUGUUGCUGUUUUUUAAUUCCGGCUUUUUAAAUUUUAGAACGAGAUUCUCUUAUGUGUGUGUGUUUUUAAGAAAAAGAAUGCACGUUUGAGGCAUCCUCUUUUUAAGUUCGGGAUAAAACUCAGCUGCCGUUUCUGCGCGGAACCUACGGACGUGAAAACAACCUGGCCUGCAGGCGUCGCGAGGCUUGCCCCCCCCCUUUGCCUCUUCCCGCUGCCUCUCACCCCAGGUCACAUGGAGAGACGUUCCGAUCAGAUCAGGGCAGGCGUUGGUGCAGCCGAAUCACACGACUUGCCCAGAGGACAGCCACCCUUGUUGGGGCCAGUGGAGUCUUGUGGGGCGGGUUCUGCGUCCCGGGUGCAGCGGCGCCCGGCCUGAACUUGCUCCUCUGCGUGUGGGACGAUUUCCGAAACGUACUUGCGCCCGCUGACGGCGCCUGCCAUCUCGCACUUGAGGCUUUUCGAUGUGGUGCUGGAUCCAGUUCCCCAAACAAGAGCCUUGUUCCUUUUCCCCCUGUUUGAUCUGCU
Molecule: messenger RNA, 29146 nt
Organism: Podarcis lilfordi (Lilford's wall lizard)
Lineage: Eukaryota; Metazoa; Chordata; Lepidosauria; Squamata; Lacertidae
Source: the annotation of a GenBank genome assembly